AAUAGACCACCUGCAGUGGCACCAUUCUCUCUACCAGGCCCCUAAUUAAUCAUGAAAACGUCAAAGUCGUUACUCAGCUCGGUGCCAUGGACAAGCCAACUUCAGAGACAGAGAAACUCCAUGCAGCCUACUGCCCUCCCCUGGACGACGCAGUCUUCUAUGCAAUCGCCUCAGACUACGAACUUCCCCAAGACCGAGAUGCCCUGAUUCAGGUUCUAGAAACAUUAAAGGGCAGUGCGCUUGAACAACAAACCGCCGAUUUUGAUCCUUCUGGCACAGGAGGUCCGGCAUAUGCUAUUAGAGAUGGUACUGGAACUUCGACUUCCAACCGGGAAGAUACGUUCUCAAAUGAGGUCACGAGCAUAACAACCGGUCUGUCUGAUCUACGAUGCGGAACAACCGACAAUAUCGACCGUCAGCUUGAUGGCUCCACUCUCGAGCAAAAGACAACAUGGCUGCUCAAAAUUUUCCCUGACAUACCCGAGCGCGAACUCGUCAGUAUCCUACAAAGUCACGAUGGUGCCCUGGACAAGGCUACGGAUGAACUGCUCAAUUUGUCAUUUCUGAAACAAGGUCCCGAGGACUCUAAUGAGGAUAGACCCGUCUUCAAGAGUGUUGACGCAUUCGCCGAGGGGAUGCAACCGAGUCGUAAGGGCAGGAAAAAGAAGAAGGCCAAAACCAACGAUUCAUCACGUGCAAGUUCAGUAUCGGUUUCAAAGUAUGAAGCAGAAUAUUCACCAGUGAAUGUAUGGUCUACCAUGUCUGAGGAUGUAGAUUUUAUCUGCUCCAGGACUAGCCUUCACCCGCAGACGGUGAGAUCGGUCUACCAUGAGAGUGGCGCUCGUCUCUCAGCCACGAUAACCGCGUUAGCAACGAGGGAGGGUGCUUCGUACGAUCAGUUGGACGAAGUAGAUCCACUUCUUGAGCUCCAGAUGGCGGAAUUUCAGAGCGAGUUUCAGCAGGUUCCAAAGGCAUUGUUGUACGGAAUGCUGAUUCUUGCGCGAAAGAUACCCUCUGCGGCGCACGAGCUCCUAGAAGUCAUGGCAACUUCUAGAGCAGAUGAUGAUAUCACUCAGAUACGUCGCGUCGCACCACAAUACGCACCGCUCGACCUGAAAGAGAACACGCCUUUUGAACAGACGAGCUCAACAAAAGGCAGUACCUGGUUAGGGCCGAGUCGACCAUCCGCAGCCGUUCAAAACGCCGCAGCGACACAGAGCUUUGGUCAAGCCACGUCGGCUUGGAAGAAGAGCAAAUCUAACCGACUGUACGGUGGAGCGGCAGCUUACUAUGCAGAAGUUGGACGUGAACGAGCCAAUGCAGCGAGAGCCCUUCAAGCUGAAGAGGCAGAUGCUCUGGUGUUUCAACAGUCGUCUUCAAACGUGCUUGAUCUCCAUGGAGUAAGUGUCCAAGACGCCGUCCGUCUCGCUGGUAGUAAGACACAAGACUGGUGGGAUGGUCUUGGAGAUAGCAAGUACGUAUCUGGGGCGAAUCCGGCGAGGGCUGGCUUUAGGAUAGUGACGGGGGUUGGCAGUCAUAGCAAGAACCACGCUCCUCGAAUAGGACCUGCAGUGAGCAAGAUGUUGAUCAGGGAAGGUUGGAAGAUUGAAAUAGGUCAUGGUGAAUUGAUCGUGACCGGAAAGAGUCGUAAAUGAAUUGACGAAUAGACUUGGAAUGAUAUUUAUGCGGAUCAUAAUUGGCCCAAAAAAGGGAUCAUGAUUCAAUACUCCCAAGCUCUACACAAGAUACAUUGUCUGUAUGGAGUAUGUUUAUGACAUUGAGGAUGUCUUUGUGUUUGGUAGGUGUUUGAGGUAGAA
Exophiala oligosperma is the source of this 1817-nucleotide messenger RNA. RefSeq lists its product as uncharacterized. Bases 87 to 1655 code for a protein of 522 amino acids. The record is from RefSeq and is a predicted model, not a curated record. NCBI's taxonomy places the organism in Eukaryota, Fungi, Ascomycota, Eurotiomycetes, Chaetothyriales, Herpotrichiellaceae. Gene Ontology annotation, molecular function: ubiquitin binding. The transcript has 2 exons.